AUGCGCGUGUGUACUGUCGCUGCAUCGCAGCUACUCCUCGUAGGAGUUGUGCUCGCCAACCUCAACGUCUCCGUCGUUAGAAGACAGUUGAGCUUCGAGGAAACCCACGUGUUGGUGGUGGACGCUUCCAUCGAGUACAUACUAGAGUUUACACCGGUUGGUGACCAGGGCCAAUGGCCGAGUCGCAUCUGGAUGCGGCUGGACGGUGGCGACAUCGCACAUCCGCUGCUCGUCACUGCCCGACAAAGAACAGGAUCAACAACAUGGCAGCUGCCCUUUGGUCGGGGCGAGUCUAUGAUGUUCCAGCAGGAACGUACGCUGUGUCCCGAAGAUGCUGCGGGAAUCGAAGUAGGGGACAUUGAUCAAGACUGCGUGGGCUCGGAGCCGUCGGUGCGCGGCUGGAUGUCGCUGCACGUGGGCACAUCGUGCGCCGCGCCCGCCUCGCUGUCGCUGCGCGUGUCGCCCGAUCGCGAAUGGUACCUGAACUUCGAGACUCCGCUCCUCGUACAUACUAUCAUGGGUUCCCCUCGCGUCCACUUCUACCAGUUCCUGCCGGAGCAGACGAGCGUGCGCCUGGUGAUGGAGUCGGAGGACUACGUGUGCGCCACUAUCGCCAUACAGAACUAUACGUGCCCUAUAGCCGAUACAAGAGAUCUUGUAGAAACUUCCACUGUGAGAAUGACGGUGCUCAGAUCAGGCGGCACACAGCUCUCGCGGUACACGUACCCGGCGGGGUUCUACGUGAUCUCGCUGGUACACGAGGACGAGUCGGAGUGUCGCGAGGUGGAGCCGGAGCAGGAGGAGUGGCUGUUCGAGGCGGCGCUGCUGCCCGGCGCGCUCACGCACGCGCGCCCCGCGCCGCCGCCCCCGCGCGACAAGACGCUCACGCUGCACGUCAUGCCGGCACUGACUCGUAUGCAGUACGUAGUGGGAAUCGUGGUGGCCCUGGCGGUGUUUUUGCUGUUCUACGUACUAUUCGGCAUGCUCGUAUUGGCGCAGCGGUUCCCAGCAUGGAAGAAAUUCGUUGGACCUCGCGCAGUUCUCGCACCAAAACCCGAGGAACCAAUUCGAUCUGAGAUGGACAAUUCACUACCAACGGCAGGGAUGCGCCGGCGGCGUGACUCCGAUGCCACUUUCGACAGCAGCGAUAACAGCGAUACUGAUGAGGAGGACAAUAUACAGGAGAGAGGAACCAACACCACGGUGGACUCUAUCGCAUCGUCUCCUGGCAUCACCACAGCCGAUUUAAACAUGAUAAGAACAGCUGGUGUAGAAAAUAACGUUACCGGCAAUGGGAUCUAUGUUGUUAAUGAAAAUUCUAGACAGGCGGUGCGGGAGGAGCAGCAAGAAGCGCGUGAGGGACAGCAGGACACGCCAGAGAGGCAACGAAAGUCACUAGAGAGACAGCAGGAGACACUUGAAAGACAGCAGGACACGCCAGAGGGUCAUCAGGUGACGCAAGAGGGACAGCAGCAGGCGCAAGAGGGGCAGCAGGACGCUUUAGAGGUACAGCGGGUGGCGCGGGCAGCACUCGAGGCUCAGCAGGAGCGGCCGUUCGGUCUGCCGGCGCGCCUGCACGUGGCGGCGCUGGCGCGGCGGCGCGAGCGCGUGCUGCACGCGCGCUCCACGCGCUACCUGUACACGCUCUACACCGUCGGUCUGUUCUACGCACUGCCCGUCAUACAGUUCGUCGCCGCCUUCCAAAUCGUGAUGAACUUGUGGGGCUCCCUGGACAUCUGCUACUACAACUUCCUGUGCGCGCACCCCGCCGGCACGCUCUCCGACUUUAACCACGUCUACAGCAACGUCGGGUACUUGUUGCUGGGUGCGCUCUUCAUGCUGCAAGUUCGCCGUAGGAAGAUGAGAAGAAAACGCAAACCAAGGCACGAGGAGUACGGCAUCCCGGCGCACUACGGGCUGCUGUCGUCGCUGGGCGCGUCCAUGAUGAUGGUCGCGCUGCUCUCCGCCGCCUACCACAUCUGCCCCAACAGGCUCAACUUUCAGUUUGACACGGCGUUCAUGUACGUGCUGGCGGUGCUGAGCAUGAUCAAGAUCUACCAGGCGCGUCACCCCGACAUCAACGCGCGCGCGCACGCCACCUUCGCGGUGCUCGCCGUGCUCCUCUUCCUCGUGGUGUGGGGUGUGCUGGGCGGUGGGCCACUCUUCUGGAGCCUGUUCACCGUGAUACACAUCUUCUCUUUCCUGAUCAUCUCGCUGCGUAUCUACUACGUCGGACAGUUCCGUCUCGAGAAGGAGAGCCUGCAGGUGGCGGCGCGGGAGCUGCGCUCGCUGCCGCGCUGCGGGCUGCGGCCGCUGUACAUAUCGCGGAUGGUGAUGCUGCUCAUCGCCAACGCCGUCAACUGGGGCUUCGCGCUGUACGGGCUGUUCACGCAGGGCGGUGACUUCGCGAGCCACAUGCUCAUGACGCUGCUGGCCAACACGCUGCUGUACAUGGUGUUCUACCUGGCCAUGAAGCUUCUGCACGGCGAGCGGCUGCGCUGGUACGCGUGGGCGUACCUGGCGGGCGGCGCGCUGGCGUGGGCGCCGGCGCUGUACUUCUUCGUGUCGGGCAGCUCGGCCUGGUCGCUCACGCCCGCGCUGUCGCGCCACCGCAACCACGAGUGCAUGGUGCUGCAGUUCUACGACUCGCACGACCUCUGGCACAUGCUCUCGGCGGUGGCUCUCUACUUCUCCUUCAACGCGAUGUUGACCUGGGACGACGGUCUCUCCGCCAUCAAGCGUACGGAGAUAGCCGUAUUCUAA
Messenger RNA from Arctia plantaginis, 2763 nucleotides. The record is from the annotation of a GenBank genome assembly. NCBI's taxonomy places the organism in Eukaryota, Metazoa, Arthropoda, Insecta, Lepidoptera, Erebidae.